Molecule: messenger RNA, 1933 nt
Organism: Solanum dulcamara
Lineage: Eukaryota; Viridiplantae; Streptophyta; Magnoliopsida; Solanales; Solanaceae
Exons: 14
Coding region: 61-1563 (500 amino acids)
Biological process (GO): regulation of DNA-templated transcription; DNA alkylation repair
Cellular component (GO): nucleus
Molecular function (GO): RNA binding
Source: RefSeq, a predicted model, not a curated record
UUCCUUCUUCCGGCUGGUAAUUUAUUUUCAGCGCCAUCGCCGUCUAAAGAGAUAAAACGAAUGAUAGCUUACAGGUCUUUUUUAAGCGUCGAUCUUGCUUGGAAAUUCACAAAGAUUCAUGUAAUACCGAAGCGCACUCAACACUUCCAGAGGUGUUUUUCUUCUUGCGGUUUCAAUUAUAACUCGGGGAAGCAUAUUGAAGGAGCUAUACGUGUUGCCAUGGACCGGAAAAAGCAGAAAAUGGUUGCUCAAACAUGGAGACCUGUUUCUACACAAUCAAGGUCUACUGAAGGUGGUCUAGGUGAUGAGAAGCAUGACUUUGGAGGGAGAGACCGUAAAGCUGAAGUGGUAAAUGAUAUAGUUGACACAACUUGCAGCCCUAAAGCAGUGCAGGUUAGUGAAGGCGUUGAUCUAGAAGGACAAACAACACCUUCUGCUGAUGAUGAAUCACUUUCAGCAGCUCAGAAGCAUUCAGUUACAGUCACGGCAGGGGCUUCCUUGAUGCGUUUUAUCAGAGGGAAAGGAGGUGCAACACAGAGGACAAUUGAGGAGGAAAUGAGAGUAAAAAUCAUACUUCCAUUCUCGCGGAAUGAGGAUUGUCUCAUCAUAGAAGGCAAUUCUGCUGAAAGUGUGGCAAGAGCAUCAGAUAGAGUCCAAGCCGUAAUUGAUGAGACAGUUAAAAGUCGAAAUCUUGACUACUCUCACUUUGUAUCACUUCCAUUGGCCAUACAUCCUGAGCUGGUCAACAAGCUCAUCAACUUCCAGAAUGCAGUUCUUGGAAUUACAGUAGUUAAUAAAGAUGAAAAUUUGGAAGGUGUUUCAAGUGGUAAAACUUUUGAUUCGGAAGGUGAGGAGCAGAACUUGAACGAACCGCAGGUUGCGGUGGAACUCAAAACUGAAGAUUCUAAUGAUAGUGUUAAAGUGGAUACAACCAACAUACAAUUCGCGAGUUGCUCGCCUAAAGUAUCUACGCCGUCUACCUCCGAAUCAAAGGCUUCUAAACUAUUAGAUUUGGGAAUCGAGAAAUCCAUCUUUAUUAAGCCAAAAACGUUCCACUUGACUGUGCUCAUGCUGAAGCUUUGGAAUAAGGACCGAAUUGAAGCUGCAGCUGAAGUUUUGCGAAGUGUGUCACCAAAAGUAAUUGAUGCUUUGGAGAACCGACCUGUGUCUAUAAGACUGAAGGGUUUGGCGUGCAUGAAAGGUUCUCCAUCAAAAGCUCGUGUUGUAUAUGCUCCCGUGGAAGUAAUUGGUGGUGAAGAUAGACUUUUACAUGCCUGUCAGGUGAUCAAUAAUGCGUUCACUGAAGCUGGUCUUGUUCUUGAAAAUGAUUCAAACCAGAAGUUAAAGUUGCAUGCCACCAUAAUGAAUGCGCGACACAGAAAAAGCAAAAGAGGAUCAAAAAAAGCUGAUUCCUUUGAUGCACGGACGAUUUUUGGUCAAUAUAGCUCGGAAGACUGGGGGAAGUAUCUUAUCCGCGAAGCUCAUCUUUCACAAAGGUUUGUGUUCGAUGACAAUGGCUAUUACUAUUGCUGUGCUUCCAUCCCAUUUCCUGAAGAGAUGUAACUUGAUUAAGUUCUAGAAUCUAGGUUUAAUAGUUUGUUUGUUUUUCUGUUAUUGGUAGUUCUUGUUGUUAAUUGUGUUGAGUCGUCAUUAUACUCUAUAGACCGUUUGAUUGAAGCUGAGGGUUGUUAUUCUGUGUGUGACCACUGUACCCUGUAAGCCACAUAUGCCUCUCUUCUUUUCUUUUUUAAAAAAAACUGAAUAUCAUCUGUAGAAUUCAAGAAACUCAUGUCCUGCAUUAAGCAACAUGAUGGAAUUUUUUUGAUAGUUUGGACAAUGAUAUUUUGUGGCUCUAAGAUAGUUUCACAUGGACUAGCACUGCUACUUGUCUUCAUUUAACUAGAACUACUAGGAUGAACUGAUAGUUUCUUUA